AUGAGCCUCUCGUACCCAGUACGAGUGGCAGGUGUGAUGGGCUAUCCAAAUGAUCAUUACUCAGAAUAUGUCGACGAGCUACCAGAGCAGGACCUCUAUGACGAAAAUCCCGAUGACCCCGGCGUAUCUACUCUGCAUGAGCCCGAGAGCCCGGAAAAUAAUCAAGAGCGAGAAGAGAGCGAGUUACGCCAGAAAGAUCUUUACGACCGAUGCAGCUACAUCCUCGGUCAGUUGGAAAAGGGACAACGGCGAUGGAGUGACGAGAAGGAUGAGAAUCAAAGCGCUACUCUCCUUGAGCCCUACAAAAAGGCGAUCCUCAUAGAGACGGAUGAACGUGAUCGCGAACAUCCAUCGCUGCUCCAUGCACUGGCUCGGAGAUGGAACCAGUACCAUACUGAAAACCCGAUCGUCCGAAAAGCCAUCAUCUAUAUUAUUGAGAAAGCACCUAAGAAUGGGGUGAAGGAAGCUCCUAUCUGGCUCCAGGCCGUUUCGCAUGGUCACCUCGAAUUCAUCAAAUUCAUCAAGCAGCAUUGCCCCGCCCAUUUGCCGGAAAUUCUGGCUAUGCAGGACGACAAAGGCCAGAAUUUCUUCCAUCAUCUAUUUUAUCUGGCCAUCCGCGACAACACAAAUCAGCAAAGGAAGGAAACCUUAGACCGAGCUAAGGAGUACUUUCCCCAUGCGACCGCGCAGAUUCUAGCCGCGCAAGAUAAAGAGGACAACAACACACCAAUCCACUAUGCGCUACAUCCGCAACAAUGCCUGGGCCGUGGACAGGAAUAUGUCAAGUUAGCCAAGGAAAUGGUCCAACGAGCUGACAAAUUGAUGGAACGAGGCGCUGAAUUCAAUAGGCUUGGUCAGUCACCUUAUCAGUAUUGCCUUGUUCAUUCGGCCCAAAGAAAGAUGAAGAUGAAUCCACCGAAACCCCCCAUCACGGCACCAAAUGAUCCCAUCCAGGAUGUGAAGAGGUUAAAUUCCAAUUUAGCGGAGGAAACCAAAUCACGCCCGACCACUGUGGCGGCCAACGUCAAGGCCCCUCUAGGAGGCGCCAAAAUCCCUAGUACUCCGCCUAUGCCCAUGGCCUCAAUCCCCGGGGCUACCAUAUCCAGGAAUUCUAUGUCGGUGGACUCAAAUACCGUGGAAUCCAUGCUUGUGACUUCUACUUCCAAUGCCUCCGUACCCAGGGCCCCUAUGGCGCCCCCUGUGCCCCCUGACCGUGGUCGCUCUCGUGCAGUGGUAGAAGGAGGUCGGCAAGGAAGCAGGCCUCAGAGCGUAGAUCAACAUCUCCUUCCCCAUACCCCAGGGACUGGUCUGCGACGAGCACCUACCAACCCUUCUUUGGUAGUAUCGGUGCCAGGGAAUGUUGGUCUGUUGAUGCGUCAAGGAGUCGCCGAGGCUAAGAGCCAGAAUCGAAAAGACCCCGAGCAGUCGAUGAACCACCUACUUCUUUAUCUACACCUGCACUAUAUUCGACAGCGCCCGGACUUGAUUGCGCGGGAGCUAAUAUAUGGCAAGCAUGCCUGUGAGCGCAAUCUCUAUUUUGACGCCAUCAGUCUUGAGGACAAAGAGCCAAGCCAAAUCGUCGAUCUAAUCUCACGACUGUCAAUCGGAGGAUUCGACAAAAUUCUGUCAUAUGUUCGCAUUCCCACCACCAAGAUGAGUGCGCCAGCACAGCAGGCUCCGAAAAAAGAACUUAAGAGCUAUGUCAAGCGGACGGCAGGCACAGUGCAGGGGCCGAUUUUUGGAGAAAACCCAAACCCGGGGCGACAGUCCUUAGUUUCUGUCUUCGACGAGCUUUAUGAGGCUGGCGUGCGGAGGAUCAUCCGCCUCUAUGUUGACGACAUGGUACCUCCACACCACUCAGAUGCAGCGAUUGAGCGCGCCAUUUCUGGGAGAGACUCUCUAGGGCUAGAAAAGCCCCGCAAGGAGACAGGAUGUCGGAUCAUGGUAGAGACAUGGUGA
This is a messenger RNA of Penicillium cataractarum, 1959 nucleotides long. RefSeq lists its product as uncharacterized. The record is from RefSeq and is a predicted model, not a curated record. Bases 1 to 1959 code for a protein of 652 amino acids. The transcript has a single exon. Lineage: Eukaryota; Fungi; Ascomycota; Eurotiomycetes; Eurotiales; Aspergillaceae.